Molecule: messenger RNA, 5229 nt
Organism: Gryllus bimaculatus (two-spotted cricket)
Lineage: Eukaryota; Metazoa; Arthropoda; Insecta; Orthoptera; Gryllidae
Source: the annotation of a GenBank genome assembly
AUCGAGUGCCAGAAAUUAUAUUUAAAAAAAAAUAAAAAAAGGUGGCAAGGAAACAAAUGACGAACUUUAGCCGCCAGUAUCGAGUCGCUGGUAACCUCUUGCAGGUGAAAUGAUGCAGUACCAUAUUAAUUACCCAUAAUAUUUUUCUUAGAUGACGUUAUUGUUCGUAAUAUUAACACAACUUUUCGUUUUAUAGUAAUUAACAAAUAUUGCCUUGAAAUAAUAAUUAACGUGAAUGUAUGUCAAAACUGAUGAAGUGUUGUCUCUAACUUCCGAUAGAAAUUGACAGAACAUGAAAAAAAGAUAUAUUUCAGAUAUUUCUCAGUGAAUUCGACAUUUGUGAACUGUAAUGGGAUUAUUAUUUUUUGGGAAAUGUCGUAACUUGGGGGCUCCAAACAUUUGGCAUUUGUAGGAGCGAGCUACAGCUCUGCCUAUCCCGAGCAGCUGAUGUGUAUGGUGAAUGCUUCCUUUGAUGUAUUCGAGUUGGGUAUCUUUCAUUGGGUUGUAUUCUUAAGAGAUAAUUUGACAGGGGUAAAAUUAUUUUGAGAAAAACCGUACUAUUUAUUCCUUUUUAUAUGAAGUUUGUUGAAUGAAGAAUAAUUUGCUUAUUUGUUACCCUUAGUGGAAUCAUUUGAACAGGAAAUAUUUUCCACAUUCCAAUAUUUAAAAAAAUUCUAACUGCAAUCAUAGUAUAAAGCGACUUGAAGCAUUAGAAAUUCAGUUUGCAAGAACAGACAUUCUUUUUGAUUGUAAAGAAACAAUUGUAUCUAAUAGUAAUGGAUGUUUCUGCAUUUUCUGAUGAAAAUUUUGAUGUUAAAGACUGGAUUAACAAAACUUUUAAAUCAGCAGAAGCUCAAGAGAACAGAGAUGCAUUUGUUUCAUCGUUGGUUAUGAAGCUGCAACUUUAUGUUCAACAAAUAAACAGUGCUGUUGAAGACACUAGUCACCAGGUUCUUCAAAGUUUACCUAGAGUUAUGCGAGACACUGAACUUCUUUUGCAAGAGGCUCUUUCAUUGCAUAACAUGAUGCAGUCUGUGAGGCAGGAAAUUGUGAAGGUGGAGCAGGACACUGGUCAAUCUAUAGCUUCCUUGGAACGGAUUGAUCGAAUAAAAUGUGACCUGCAGGCCGCUAGGGAGGCUUUACAUGAAGCUGAUAAUUGGACAGUAUUGGCUUCUGAUCUGGAAGAGGUUUUUGAAUCUGGAAAUAUUGAGAGCAUUUCUGCCAAAUUAGUGAGCAUGCAGCAAUCGUUGCAAGUAUUAGCGAGUGUUCCUGAUUAUGAAGACCGGAAAUUGCAACUAGAAGGUUUGAAGAAUCGACUGGAAGCAAUUGCCAGUCCACUUUUGGUGCAAGCUUUUACCACAGGUUCUUUGGAUCAGUCCAGAGUGUUUAUACGUGUGUUUACAUCCAUUGAUCGAUUGGCUCAGCUGUUGAAAUACUAUCAUAAGUGCCAGAAAGGAGCCUUACUCCAGCAGUGGUCUCAUUUAGUGGAAGAACAGGAUGAAGGAGUGCAGGAAUGGCUUCAUAAGUUCUAUGACAAACUCCUCUCCCACUGGCAUGAACAGGUGAAAUGGUGUGGACAGGUUUUCUCCAAUCCUUCUUCAAUGCACACACUAGUGGCCUUGUAUGCUGAUGUUCUUUCAUCAUUAGAGCCAAGCCCCAAUGUUUGCAUUGAUGCAGCCCUUAAACAGCAGUCUGAUCAGCUUAGAUUUCUUAUGGAACUCAAACAACUCACCAAACAUUUUGCUGGAAAUCUGCAAGUUGCUGUGGAGUCGGCUGUGCAAGGAAUAAUCACCAGAUCUACAGUCAACAGGAACAGGCAUCAGACCUACUAUCCUACUGUUCAUGAUGAUGAUGAUGAUGAUGAUGAUGAAAAUUAUGGAAAGGGUGUUGAGAAAGGAGAACUUCUGUUACUAGCCCAGUCAGUGUACUCUCCAUACAUUAAUCACAUCUCAAAAUAUGCCACAUAUGAACAACAGCAGCUGACUCGGGUGUCAGAAGGAAUAGUGUGUACUAAGGAUGACCUAAUGGACACCAUUCAGACUCUGGGUUUGUCUGUACCUAAAGCUGUGUCAGGAGCAAUGGAUGCAGCUCAAAGGUGUCAACAAUUUACAGAAGGGUGUGGUUAUCCUGGACUUCUCAAAUCUUUAAAGGUUUUCUUCACUAGCUAUUUGGACCAAUUCAAAUCAGCCCAACGGCGCUUAAAUCAACAGAAGAGGGAGCAAGAGGAUUGGAAUUUGUUUCAAAUGUGUCUCACCCUUCUUCAAAACAUAGGUGAACUUUUGCUUCAGUUGAAACAAUUGAAUAGUGACCUCAAACACUACAUAGUUGAUGCUAUUACUAGUGUAAAUGGCCAAGAGGAAAAUCCGUUUUCACAAUUUAAACAGCUAUUACUCACUGACGCAGGAAGGAAAGAAUUGGAUGCUCUAAUUAGCAAUGCAAAAGAAGAGGAGACUCAUUUACUGGAAGCUGUAGUGCAACAAGUGAACAAGCUUUGUAGCGAUGUGCAUCAUGUCACCUUCCAGGUCAUUUUGGCACCAGUUACAUUACAAUUGCAGCAAGUUUCAACUGCUCCAACAUGGUGCAAUACAAAUACAUCUGUCACUUCAGAACUGCCUGACUUCAGCUUUGCCCCUCAGGAGUACAUAACACAGGCAUGUAUGAAAAUUGGGCAGUAUCUGAUGACUUUGCCUCAGCACAUGGAACCCUUUUUGUUGAGAGAUAAUCCAGCAUUGGCAAUGGCAUUGACAGUAGCAGAUGCUGAGUAUGAUGCUUCAAGUUCAAAGGGUCAAACAGAAGGCGAGGGUUAUGCAGAUGUUCUGUUAGGGCUGGUGGCUCGAGGCACUUGUCAGACUUUCUGUGAAUGCAUUCUGGGCAUUGGAGAGUUAUCACCAGGGGGCUGCAAACAACUCGCAACUGACAUUGAUUAUUUAGGUAAUGUGUUGGAAGAUUUGGGACUUGCACUUUCUGAGCCAUUGGCGCAACUUGCAUUGCUAUUGCGGGUGAAUCCCAGUGAGUACCACAGUAAAAGCUCAGGUAGUGCCCCUCGUUUGGUUGCUGCUGUGCGUCAAAUGAGAAAUAUUACUUCUAGUUAGAGAGGUGUUGGCUAAAAUAUUUGAGGGGAAUGAAGUAGACUUCAUUGCCCCAGGUUACCAGGUACUGUAAUGUUGGUACUUCUAAAUAUACCAAGUGCAAUACACUUCACUGGUUCAAGAACAAAGAUACAGACUUUUAGCAAAAGCUGUGAAGUAUUUGCAGAUAUCCAAAGUGUCCUCAACUGUUUUAAAAUUGUAUACUAUAUAUUGUGGGAUAAAUUAAUAAAUUUCAGAGGAGAGAAGUGAUUUUGUACUUUCUUUAUUUUCAUGUAGAGUACAUAAACUAUUAUUUAGACUUGGUUUAAUUCUGCUUUGCACGGUGCUAUACAUGGAUGAAUAUAAAUAUUUUUUUCUAUAAUAGAAAAAUUAUAUGAAAGUCAUCUGGAAUCGUUAUUCAAUAUACCAAAGGAUUCAAUUCAAAGGAUUUUCCUUAUUUUCAAUGAAAAUUAGUCGUGCGAAUUUUUAUAAUAUUUAUAUAAUAAUUUUACUCUUAAAAAAAUUUGGUCAUAAAUUGUGAACCAUUUUAGAUUUUCGUAUCAAAUCAAAAUAUCUGUUUCGAAUUGAUGGGGCUGCAACUUCAACUAGAUCCAUGGAGAAAUAAGUUUUGUGUAAAGUACACCCAAAACUCAAAAUAUCUGUUUUGAGUUGAUGGGGCUGCAACUUCAACUAAGUCCAUGGAGAAAUAACAAUUUUGAUGAAAAUCUUGCAUAUGACUCGAGCAUUGUUCACAGACCGACGAACGCACAGACGUUUUCUGUAAAUCAAUUUGUCAUUAUCGAGGACCCACAAAACACGGUUUCUGAGCACGCGAGUUAGGGGAAGUAAUUUACUGAAUUAUUGCAGAACUCUAGUGCAGUCCCAAUGGAGAUUUUCUGUUGAAAAUUGCCCUUUUUGGCUAUACUACAUAAGUAUGAGAGAAUGUAAAAUAAACAUUACAAAUGUACCUACAGUAUUAGGCUUAAACCACCAAUAGGUGAUAUGUUAUGCAAAUCAUUUAUUUUCUUUAAUCCUGUGAUUAUACUUUUAAAUAAGGCAUUGUAAUAUUUAUUUUCUGACACCUGAAAGUCCAUACUUAAUGAUACAAUAAAUUUAACAUUAAACCAUUUGGAAUGCAUUAUAGCUGACAACAUAAAAUAGAGUGGAUUCUUGAGCUGAUACGUAAGCUAGCUAUUCCUAAUAGCCUACUCAGAUAAUGCAAAAACUAUGUGAUUUGGGGAUGAUUUGAUUAUGUGUAUGAACAAUAAAGACCAUUAUGUAAGUGUAUUAUUGGUUUAUUACCAUACUUUAUACUUUCUUGCUGUUUGUAGGGGAAAAAAGUAUUAUAAUCGUGUGUCGGAAAACGAAAUUUUGUCAGAAAAACUCUUAUUCAUUGUCUGUGGUAACGAAAAAAUGAAGGGGUCAUGUUGCACCGGAUUUUAUUGUUAAUUAUGUCGAGAUCGGAACUCCCUCAUUAUUAUUUUGUGAAGUAACAAGCUGCCAUUGCUUUAGAGAAAGUAUCAGUAACCCCAGUGAUGUGGUUGUUAAAUGUUCUUGUACAACCAUGCGUGGUUGAAUGUUUUUGAAUGUAAUGAAUGAAUGAAUGAAUGAAUGAAUGAACUUGAAUGUAAUGAAAUUAUGAGAUAUGUUUUUGUAGACACCUACUAGAUAUUGUACACUUUACUAUUGAGAGCAUUUAUAAGGCAGCACUUCGUCACAUUAUGUGGCCACCAGUGGUGUAGUUAAGAAGUGCAAGAGAAUUGAUCUCUGGGAAUAUCAGCUUUCAGAUUGAUGAAAUAAAGGCCAAACAUUAUGUUGAAGACUAAUCAAUACAAGCUUUAGUUGGUAAGAUUGUCAUUUUUAACUAGAAUGGCAAUUUCCAAUAGCACUCAGCCAGCACAAGUUGUGACGCAUGUAUUGAAAGUUAUUUAUUACUUUUUCUAGACAUUUCUUUUGAUUUUUUGCUUUAUUGGUGUAGAAGGUUUACAGUUUUUGUUUGUUUGACCAAUCUGGGAAUUGAAUGCUUAUUUGGUCGUUGAAAGUUGUGUUUGCAAAAUGUUAAAAUAAAGGGUUGAUUACGACAUUGUUUAAAUAAUAGUGCUAUACGUAUUUAGUUUCUGUAAAUGAAAUGUGUUUGUAAAUAAAAUAUCCUUUGAAUAAU